Messenger RNA from Ilex paraguariensis (yerba mate), 549 nucleotides. The record is from the annotation of a GenBank genome assembly. Lineage: Eukaryota; Viridiplantae; Streptophyta; Magnoliopsida; Aquifoliales; Aquifoliaceae.
AUGAGCUUUCCCCACUGUGGUCUCAUAAGAGGUGCUGGUUCGAAUCCCGCUCGUGACACCAACCUCCUUUCAUGCAAUAGCAAGCGCUAUCACUUGAAUCCUGAGCAUGGAAAAAGAGCAAGCCAAGACUUUCACAAGAAAGCUGGACUUGACGAAUCUGGCCACACCAACCCUACGGAUCCGUCGGAGCAAGCGGUUAAGGCCAAGGGCAAGAAGAAGAUGACUCCCCGGAAGAGGAUGCAUUCUCGGGUGGCCCUGCCGAGGAUCCUGACGAGGCUGCUGAGAAGUCUGUCCCUUCGCACGACAUCUAUGAAAGCAGCAGUGGGCGAACCGGCGGUGAACAGGAAGAGGGAGGACCACCCGAUCGCUAGGAAGAAGCAAGCCUAUUCCCCUUUAAGGUCAUUGCUCACUAGCUCCUUUCGUCCCUUUCAAGGACCGCUUCUUGCUCUAAAUGAAGAAAGACUUGUUGGAAAUCACCGGGAAAACGCACUCGAAAUCCUUAGGACAACCGGAUUGGUUGAAGGUUACGUUCCGCACCAGUCAUCUUAA